Molecule: messenger RNA, 1342 nt
Organism: Rhododendron vialii
Lineage: Eukaryota; Viridiplantae; Streptophyta; Magnoliopsida; Ericales; Ericaceae
Exons: 3
Coding region: 433-756 (107 amino acids)
Source: RefSeq, a predicted model, not a curated record
AAAAAGGAGAGCCCACAAACUUGGGUUUCUCUCUCACACACUUUGUAUAUAUAUGGACAAAGGUACAAGUACAAAUAUACUCCUAUGUAAAAUAUACAUGACAAAAUAACCCCUAACAAUUUAACAGUUACACUAUAUUGCUCAGAGAGCAAGACAUCCCCACUUUUUAGGAUCGAAAUGCAUCUAGAUGAAGCUAAUCGGAAGGUUAUACCUUUCUUGAAUCCUACUUCCAACUGCUAAAGAUCCAUCCAUUAGAUUUCUGUAUUUGAGUGUGGGCUUUUUGUUUCUAAAUUGAGUGGAGAACUUUAAUGCAAUAGCGCCUCAAGUAUUCAGUCAAAAUACUGAUGAAGCUGUUUCUGCCUCUACUUCAACAGUUUGCCAAGCUUAUUAUGCAUACUAUGCCUGAAGGAUACAUGCACACUAGACGAGAAGAUGCUUAAAAAUCCUAGGCAGAUCUAUGCACCUAGUCGUCUGUAUCACAUUAUUGUGCGGAAGCCCUUCAGGUUACGAAAAAUUCGCCCAAUGGUGAGGACAUCGGUACUGGUUGAUGGGAGAUUUGAGCACCUAGUCCUGUCUUGCAACUUGACUUCUGACCAUGCCAUUAUUCGGAUAGAGAGAGAAUCCCAAAGGGCUCUUGAUUUAAUGAUGGAGACAGAACAGAUUAUGGAGAUUCCGGCGCAGCAGAGGAUGCAGCGGCAGGUCUCUCUCGCCAGAGAACACAAUGGGAGUACAAGGCAGCCUUACGAAGGGCUGUAGCACUAGAUGUUCCGGAAGCUUACUCACCUUCUGCAUAUGGAACCUUCGAUGAAAUAAAUGAGGAAGGGUAUAGUUCCAGCAGUUUACGGAGAGAAUUACCUUUCGUGUCAUCCAAGAGGAGGAAAGAGAGCUGGGAUGAUUUGGCCGGUCACCUUUUGACAUUUAUGAGUCCCGGUAGAUGGUACUGAAGAAGUAGUAGGCCUUUGAAUGUUUGGCUAAAUGAAGGUUUGUGGGAUACAAGUCAUUUUUUCAUUCAUACCAGCCUCCUUUUUCUCCUUGAAAAUGUUGUCUGUACUAAAUAGUAUGAUUCUUGAUGAGUUCAAAAGGGCUAGUUGCUUCAAUUGUAUCAGCAGAUAUAAUUAUAAAGAAAUGUGGAUUUUCAUGACUCUUUUAGUUGCCUUUGUGACUCUUACAUGAAUGUCAGAGGAAGUUAGAAAUGGAAAGAUAGAAACCAGUUUUGAUGUGGAUGUAGAACACAUGUUAAAAGAGAUGCCACCAGUGCAAUUUUAAUCCUGUUCUCUCGAUACAGCUACUUUGGGUGUAAUUCGUCAUGGGAAAAAGGACAAGGAAAGGGAAAUGCAUCUUA